Messenger RNA from Ascochyta rabiei, 576 nucleotides. RefSeq lists its product as uncharacterized. Bases 1 to 576 code for a protein of 191 amino acids. The transcript has a single exon. Lineage: Eukaryota; Fungi; Ascomycota; Dothideomycetes; Pleosporales; Didymellaceae. The record is from RefSeq and is a predicted model, not a curated record.
AUGUCCGACCCCGUCACCUACAACUUCUAUGGCACGACCGUACCCGUGCUGCGCAGCAUCAGCAUUUCUGCAGCCAACAUAAUCCGCGCUGCCCAGGCCGAGCAGUCGAAAGGCAACAUGCCCUCCGACCAGGAAAUUCUUGAUUCCAAGCUUGGUGACAUGUUGCCCUUUCGCACGCAGCCCAUCCUGCUCGCCAAGUUCAUCGUUGCAGCUCUCGAAUACUUGAAGUUAGCCCAGGUCGAUCUUCCUGCUCUAGGGACCGACUUCAAGACGCUUGAUGAGGUCGUCGAGCUGCUCCAAAGCCUGAAGAAGGUGCUCGAGAACAUCGAUGAGAAGGCGUACAACGAUGCUGCGCAAAAGAGCGUCGACAUCCCGAUUGGGUCCAAGGGCCCUAUUCUGCAUAUGACCGGAUUUGCGGACUACUUCCAUGGUUUUGUCGUCCCCAACGCGUACUUCCACCUCAACGCUAUGUACAUGCUCUUGAGGAGUGCUGGCUUCAAACUUGGUAAAGGCGUAUACAUCGGAUCGUUCAUGAGUGAGCAGCAGCACAAGGACUGGGCGCCGAUGAGGGGCUAG